Molecule: messenger RNA, 522 nt
Organism: Lutra lutra (Eurasian river otter)
Lineage: Eukaryota; Metazoa; Chordata; Mammalia; Carnivora; Mustelidae
Gene: CABP5
Product: calcium binding protein 5
Exons: 6
Coding region: 1-522 (173 amino acids)
Molecular function (GO): calcium ion binding
Source: RefSeq, a predicted model, not a curated record
AUGCAGUUUCCCAUGGGCCCCGCCUGCAUCUUCUUGAGGAAAGGCAUCGCCGAGAAACAGCGGGAAAGACCCCUGGGACAAGAUGAGAUCGAAGAGCUUCGGGAAGCAUUUCUUGAGUUCGACAAGGACAGAGAUGGGUUCAUCUCCUGUAAAGAUUUGGGGAAUCUCAUGAGGACGAUGGGUUACAUGCCCACAGAGAUGGAGCUCAUUGAACUGGGCCAGCAAAUCCGCAUGAACUUGGGUGGCCGUGUCGACUUUGAUGAUUUCGUGGAGCUGAUGACACCCAAACUGCUGGCCGAAACAGCAGGGAUGAUCGGUGUCCAGGAGAUGAGAGACGCCUUCAAGGAAUUUGACGCCAAUGGAGAUGGAGAGAUCACCCUCGGGGAGCUGCAGCAGGCCAUGCAGAGGCUCCUGGGAGAGAAGCUCACACCCCGUGAGAUCUCGGAGGUUGUGCAGGAGGCCGAUGUGAACGGAGACGGUACCGUCGACUUUGAAGAGUUUGUGAAGAUGAUGUCUCGCUGA